UACCGCAUCUUUGACGACGGUCCCUUAGCUCGCACAGUGCUGAAACUGAUCCACACAAGAUCUGUAACAGUGUGUCACAGUGUCACUGUUUUACCGGGGAAAGGGGUAUACUUGCGUUUCACAUUCAGGCUUGUUACAGUCACCGGCAAUGCUGUGUUACAUUUUUAACUGAAAGACGGAAUAACUGCAAAUAUGACGGUGGAUUUUGAGGAAUGUAUUAAAGAUUCACCCCGUUUCAGGGCGAAUAUCGAUGAAGUUGAGACUGAUGUUGUGGAAAUAGAAGCCAAGCUAGAUAAGUUGGUGAAGCUAUGCAGUGGUAUGAUCGAAGCGGGUCGUGUGUACGUCAGUGCUAAUAAACUCUUUGUCAAUGGCAUUCGAGACUUGUCUCACCACUGCAAAAAGGAGGAGAUGAUCUCAGAAUGUCUUGAAAAGUGUGGAGAGAGCCUUCAGGAAAUCGUCAACUAUCACAUGAUCCUGUUCGACCAGGCCCAAAGAUCCGUAAAGCAACAGUUGCACAAUUUUGUGAAGGAGGAUGUUCGGAAGUUUAAAGAGACGAAGAAGCAGUUCGAUAAGGUGCGGGAGGAUAUGGAAAUCGCCCAGGUGAAAAACGCACAGGCGCCUCGCAACAAACCGCAUGAGGUGGAGGAGGCCACCAGCACCCUCAUCAUGACCCGGAAGUGCUUCCGACACCUCGCCCUGGACUAUGUACUUCAGAUCAAUGUUCUUCAGGCCAAAAAGAAAUUUGAGAUUUUGGAUUCGAUGCUGUCGUUCAUGCAGGCUCAGUACAGUCUCUUCCAGCAGGGCUUCAACCUCCUGGACGAGAUCGACCCCUACAUGAAGAAGCUGGCUGCUGAGUUGGAUCAGCUGGUCAUAGAUUCAGCUAUGGAGAAGAGAGAGAUGGAGCACAAACACGCCACCAUACAGCAAAGAACUUUGAUGCAGGAUUUUGCUUACGAUGACUCCAAAGUGGAAUUCAAUGUGGAUGCUCCUAAUGGCGUCGUGAUGGAGGGAUACCUGUUCAAGAGGGCAAGCAAUGCUUUCAAGACAUGGAACAGGCGAUGGUUUUCGAUACAGAACAGUCAACUAGUGUAUCAGAAGAGACUAAAAGACGUUUUGACUGUGGUUGUGGAGGACCUACGGCUUUGCUCGGUGAAACCUUGUGAGGACAUUGAGAGAAGGUUCUGUUUUGAAGUGGUGUCACCUACGAAGAGCUGUAUGCUGCAGGCUGAAUCUGAGAAGCUCCGUCAAGCUUGGAUUCAGGCGGUACAGGCGAGCAUUGCUUCUGCCUACAGGGAGAUCUCUGAAAACUAUUACAUAGAGCGUUUGGACAGGACAGCAUCUCCCUCCACGAGCAGUAUAGACUCUGCCAGCGAGCCGCGGGAGCGUGUUGUUAGAGGAGAGAGUAUCCUACAGCGCGUCCAGUCUCUGCCAGGAAACGAGAUCUGCUGCGACUGUGGCCAGGCCGACCCACGCUGGGCCAGCAUCAACCUCGGCAUUCUGCUCUGUAUUGAGUGCUCUGGCAUUCACAGGAGUUUGGGUGUCCACUGCUCUAAAGUUCGCUCUUUAACACUCGACACAUGGGAGCCAGAGCUUAUGAAGUUAAUGUGUGAGCUUGGCAACACUGUAAUCAACCAGAUUUACGAAGGUGCAUGUGAGGAACAAGGACUCAAGAAACCCGGUCCCAACAGCUCAAGGCAGGAGAAAGAAGCGUGGAUCAAAGCGAAAUACGUGGAGAGGAAGUUUCUGAAGAAGAUGUGUGGCUCUGAGGCCCUGGUGGAGGGGAGCAGAAAACCACAUCACUGGAACGUGAAGAAGUGCAGGAGACACAACAGCUCCAUCAGAGCCCCUAAAACACGCCGGAAAUACAGGCACGACGCCGGGAUCGUAUCGCCAGCCAAUCUCUCCGCUGCUGCAGCAGCUGCAAAGUUUCGGAGAGAAUCUUUGUUUUGUCCCGACGAGCUUGAUUCACUCUUCUCUUACUUUGACACAGGCUCAGGGCCUCGCAGCCCCGCAGGUCUCAGCAGUGACAGCGGGCUUGGCGGCAGUACUGACGGCAGUACGGACAUACUUGUUUUCGGCUCAGUGGUGGACAGUGUCACUGAGGAAGAGUGUGGGGACUCCGAUGAAUCCAGCGGAGAGGUUGAUAUUGAGCAGGAAGCAUCAGAUCCAGAAGAUGGACGAGAGCUUGAGCCGAGCACGCUGCUUCAUAAGGCAUCACGGGCCAGGAACCUCCCGAUCAUGGCGGAAGCGCUCGCACACGGUGCAGAUGUCAACUCCGUCAACGAGGAGGACGAAAGCAAGAGUCCUUUAAUACAAGCCGUUACAGGGGGCUCUCUGAUAGCCUGUGAGUUCCUGCUGCAGAAUGGAGCAGAUGUCAAUCAGAGGGACGUACGAGGACGGGCACCUCUCCACCACGCCACGUGCCUGGGUCACACGGGACAGGUGUGUUUGUUCCUGAAGCGAGGAGCCUCUCAGAUGGAGGUCGAUGAAGAUGGGCAGGACCCUCUCAAUAUCGCUGUUCAGGCAGCCAAUGCAGACAUCGUCACACUAUUGCGGUUAGCUCGGAUGAAUGAAGAGAUGCGGGAAGCGGACGGCCCCUUCGGACAGCCAGGUCAAUACCCCAGCAGCAGUCCCACAGAGCAGCAGUAUAGAAAGUGUAUUCAGGAGUUUAUCUGCCUCACGAUUGACGAAUGCUAGGGGGCGCUCUUGGCGCUGACAGACUGUGAGGAGGACUACAUACUAAGUUUGUAGCUCGUAACAGGAAUAGCUUUAGCAAGGAUCGAGCGGUAUCCUCAACUUCCUCCUCACCUGACCAAGUAGUUUACACGUUGUGUUCGUAUGUAUGUGGUUAACACAAAAUAUUGAAAUGGAACGACUAUUUACAGCAUGUGACAGCUAGAGCCGUCAUUCAAACGUGACGUUAAUCACAAUGUAAUAAUAAAUUGAUGGAUUAACGGCCUCGUCUCACUGAAUUAGAAUUCAUUAGUAAUUCAAAACAGCAUUUCCAAGUGUUUUUGAGUCAGUAUGUGCAAAAUAUGACUGUGCGCACUUUUCCUACCGACAGUAUUUGUUUUGUUUUUUUUUACAACUGAGUUCUUUUCAUUUUAUAUGCUAUUUUGCGUCAUGUUAAUGUUGUUUGUUGUGCUUUUUAUUUAUGUUCCGUCCUGAGGAUUAGUGCAAUGAUAACUAGAGUGCAGAAAAUAUGUAUCCAUGUACAUUUUUCUUGUUUGGUAAAGAAAAGGAGGUUUUUACGUUUGACUAACUAGACUUUUGUUGUCUUUUGCAUUUCAAAAACACAUCAGACCCCCUCAUAUGCUAACAAAACGGGUGUUUUGACCCCUUUAAAGUUUUCAAAAGAUGUCAGCUAUUCGAAAUUAUUUAUAAAACGUAUCGCAGCCGUCUGUUUUAUAUAUUUGUACUUGUAUUGCCAAGCUCCCAAAUGACUGUCAUGUGAUUUUUAAUGAGAAAUGCUUGUCUAGAGCAAAGCAGUCAGUAUUUGCAUGCGUUUACUCGCUCGCAUACCAAGGCAAAAGUGCCUGUCUGCAUUAGCAAGCAUGGUUCCUUAUUUUAGCCACCUGAUUCUGUCAUUAUGUAAAAAUGCAUGACUGCAGAUGACAUCUGCUCUGUGUUGUCCAUUUUUUGCCCACGUUUGGUUCAGAUGAUCCCAGUUCUAAAAAUACGCCAUCAGAAUCCUAUCUCCCUUUCUAAUGCCUGAUUAAAAAAAGUAGCUAAUUAAAACAGCUUAUGUUAAGCAGUUAGCAAAAUGUUAAACUUGUAGGCUAAGCUGUUAGCCUGCUAACUAAAUGCUAACAGAAAUGGUAGUUUAAUAUGACCAAUUUUAGCUUUGACAUUUUUAAGAAUAAAUACACUGUGAGUGAUUUGAUAUAAUUUUCUAAAAAAGACAAUUAUUGGUAAAAAAAAAAUGGGAUUAAAGUACCCAUAAUAAAUUUGAUUUGGGGUGUAAGUGGGAUAGGAUUCUGCGUGAAGCUGGCAUUCGUGGCUGGAUUUUUGCAAAUAAAGGUGAAGUGUGUAAAAGAAAUGACUGUCGUCAAACUGAACAUUCUCUCAGACUGCCAUUGGUCAACAAACAAAUAGUCUCACCCCCAAAAUCACGCCAUUGGCUGUUCCACUGUUGCUACACAGCAAAAUCCCCAGAGUUAAAUCAACUCUGCUCAGAGUACAUAUGGUCCCUCUCUAAAUAGUGUUAAAAUAACACUGAAGCAGAGUUAAAUUUAAUAAGAUAAUUAAGCAAUUAAGUAAU
This is a messenger RNA of Megalobrama amblycephala (Wuchang bream), 4261 nucleotides long. It is a transcript of the gene acap3b, whose product is annotated as ArfGAP with coiled-coil, ankyrin repeat and PH domains 3b. Gene Ontology annotation, molecular function: protein binding; GTPase activator activity. NCBI's taxonomy places the organism in Eukaryota, Metazoa, Chordata, Actinopteri, Cypriniformes, Xenocyprididae. Gene Ontology annotation, cellular component: cytoplasm. Bases 193 to 2697 code for a protein of 834 amino acids. The record is from RefSeq and is a predicted model, not a curated record. The transcript has 24 exons.